Molecule: messenger RNA, 1864 nt
Organism: Conger conger (European conger)
Lineage: Eukaryota; Metazoa; Chordata; Actinopteri; Anguilliformes; Congridae
Product: leukotriene B4 receptor 1-like
Exons: 1
Coding region: 7-921 (304 amino acids)
Biological process (GO): immune response; G protein-coupled receptor signaling pathway
Cellular component (GO): membrane
Molecular function (GO): G protein-coupled receptor activity
Source: RefSeq, a predicted model, not a curated record
UUCACCAUGAAGCAUCUCAACAGCUCCAACUCCACCUUCUCCUUCAAUACUAACCAAGUUGCCCCCAGUGUGGUCCUGGGGCUUUGCUGUUUGGUGGGCGUCCCCGGCAACAUUGCAGUCAUCGUGGUGAUAGUACGCAGGUACAGGAGUGAAAAUUUCACGCUGAAGCUGAUGCUGAACCUGGCAGUUUGCGACCUGUUGUCCCUCAUCACACUGCCAGUGUGGAUCUACACCUUGCUGUAUGGCUGGAUGCUUCAACGUUUGGCCUGCAAAAUAAUAGCUUAUUUUGUUUACUGUAAUUUAUACUCAAACCUGCUGACGGUCACCCUGAUGAGUGUGCAGCGCUACCUGGCUGUGCUGUACCCUCAGUCCUGGGCUAGGCUGCGUGGGAUGGGUGAGAGGGUUCUGCUGGUCACCAUGUGGGGGCUGUCAGGUGUACUUGCCUGUCCUAUGAUUGUGGUUGGGGAUGUGGUUCUGGACAAGGAUAAAGGACAGUACAGUUGUGUUAGGACGUACAGGUCUGACGGGGAGAAAGUGGCCGUUCUGUUCAUGGAGACUCUGCUGGGGUAUGUUGUGCCUUUCUCCAUCCUGGUCACCACUUACUUCUGUCUCCACAAGAAAGUGAACCAGACCGCCUUCUUCAGCAGUCAGAGGAUGACCAGGCUGGUGACCAGCAUCGUGGUCACCUUCUUCAUCUUCUGGAGUCCCGUUCACGUCAUAAACAUUUUGAGCAUAUCAUCGGUUUUACUCAGAUCCGAAAGUCUGCAAAAAUUAUCUGGGACUGCUGGGUACAUUACUGGGGCUCUGACCUUCAUUAACAGCUGUGUGGACCCCUUCCUCUAUGCCUUCAGCUCACGAAACCUCCGGCAAGACGCCCAGCCAUCAGAAAACAUGACAGAUGUCUCCUCCAGGAAUGUCUAAAAUAGCUGAGCUAAAGCAGCCAUCUUCCUAACAUCUCCAAGGCUGAGUAACUCCAUUCUUACAGCUAAAGUAAACUAAUCUCUCUGUUGAACUGAAAUGUACUUUUGACAAUUUAAUCCUUUAUCAGACAGUAGUCAUGUUUCUCUUAGUGCAUUGCAAUUUUUUUUGCCAUUUUUAACUUUCAAUAAGGCUGCUUAAUUAUUAAUCAUUAAACAGCGCCAUCCUCUGUUUUAUUCAUAAUGCUAAUGCUGUAAUUGUGGAAAAUACAUCUUGAUGACAAUUCCUUGUACAGCAUAUUAAAGUGACAGUAGACAAGUAAGGUAUUAGGCAGAAGUGAACACAGACACAGGUUGCCAGUGUAUCAUAGUAAUGACUGAACAUGUUUGUUUUAUAUUUUCAAGGUGAAAAUCCUGCAUUGUAUGCCUUUAACUGAGAAUUCCCAUUGCAAUUGAGAGAAGGUAGACCUGGCCCACAGGGUGGAACAAUCAUAAAAUAAAUAAUGCCUGACAUCAAUUAUACAUUUAAAAAAAUGUCAAUGUUAAAAGCAAUCUCAUCUAGCAUUCCCUACUGAAAUUCUGGAUUUAACUUAUUUCCCUGAAAUUAAGCUCUCAAGGCAGAGUGGUUAUAAAGAUUAUUCCAGGACCUUUUUAACCAAAUCAGUUCUUAUUCUUGGUACCAGGAACAUGCAAGAAUAACCAACAUCCAGAGAUAAGGCUUGGUGAUGGGUUCAUGAGUUCAAGACUUAUGAAAGCUGUUGUCACAUACAUAUCAAUUAUUUCACCAAAAUUAAGUACCGGUAGAAAAGUUGCAGAUGCAAUUUUAAACAUUUCUUACAGAAAAGGUUCAGUAAUCACAUGAUUUGCAGCACCAAUGUAGCCUGUGAGUAUGUCUGUGCAUGUGAGUCUGGAAGAUAAUACUAUAAUAAAGAAAUACUAGAAAUAUU